Molecule: messenger RNA, 2391 nt
Organism: Gossypium raimondii (Peruvian cotton)
Lineage: Eukaryota; Viridiplantae; Streptophyta; Magnoliopsida; Malvales; Malvaceae
Product: protein TRANSPORT INHIBITOR RESPONSE 1
Exons: 3
Coding region: 283-2043 (586 amino acids)
Biological process (GO): SCF-dependent proteasomal ubiquitin-dependent protein catabolic process
Cellular component (GO): SCF ubiquitin ligase complex
Molecular function (GO): protein binding
Source: RefSeq, a predicted model, not a curated record
CAUCAAAAAAAUUUCUUAUCCUCUCUCACCUUGUAUCUGUCAUAUCACUUCACUUUCUCUCUCUUUAUAGCUCCUUAACCUCUGCUCUCACUGUAACCUUCAUUAAUGGCGUUUCAGAUCUGAAAAUGAACUCUAAAGCUUAAGAAAACCCCAAACUUCGGCCAAACCGAAAGGCAAAAAAGAGAAAUCUUUUUUUUUGUAUAUUUUUAAUCCAAAAAGGCUUAAUUUCUCUUUGCGUGUGUGUGUGUUUGUUUUUUUGUUUCUCUUUCUCGAUUUUUCAAAAUGCAGAAGAAAACGGCGUAUUCGUUCCCCGACGAGAUUUUGGAGCACGUUUUCUCGUUCAUACAAUCGGACAAGGACCGGAACGCAGCGUCGGUGGUGUGCAAAUCGUGGUACGAGAUCGAACGGUGGUGUCGGAGGAAGGUAUUCGUGGGGAACUGUUACGCCGUCAGCCCUACGAUGGUGAUCAGGCGGUUCCCGGAUAUCAGAUCCAUUGAGCUAAAAGGGAAGCCACACUUCGCGGACUUCAAUCUGGUACCGGACGGUUGGGGCGGGUACGUACUUCCAUGGAUAUCGAAAAUGGCUGGAGCCUAUCCAUGGCUCGAAGAGAUCCGGCUUAAGCGAAUGGUUGUCACGGACGAGAGCCUGGAGCUUGUUGCUAAGUCUUUUACGAAUUUGCAAGUGUUGGUGCUCUUUUCUUGUGAAGGGUUUUCAACUGAUGGGCUCGCUGCUAUUGCUGCUGGCUGCAAGAAUCUGAGAGAGCUGGACUUGAGAGACAGUGAAGUGGAUGAUUUGAGUGGGCAUUGGCUCAACCAUUUUCCUGACACAUACACAUCCCUUGUGUCUCUCAACAUUUCCUGCUUAGGAUCCGAUGACGUUAGUUUCUCGGCCUUGGAGCGCCUAGUUGGUAGAUGUCCCAACUUGAGGAGGCUUUUGCUCAACCGUGAAGUGCCCCUCGAUAAGAUUGCCAACCUUUUAUCCCGUGCACCGCAGCUGAUUGAAUUUGGCACUGGCACCUAUGCAGCUGAGCUACGGUCAGACGUGUACUCGAACUUGGUUGAAGCUUUUUGUAAUUGCAAGGAAUUAAAGAGCUUGUCUGGGUUUUGGGAUGCAGUCCCAGCUUACCUUCCAGUUAUUUACUCUGUAUGCUCUAGAUUAACAUCAUUGAACUUAAGCUACGCUCCCAUACAAAAUCCCGAUCUUACCAAGCUUGUAAGCCAAUGUCCGAGUUUGCAACGCAUGUUGGUACUUGAUUACAUUGAAGAUAGUGGACUCGAAGUGCUCGCAUCUAGUUGCAAGGACCUACAGGAAUUGCGGGUGUUUCCAUCUGAUCCAUUUGGGGAAGAGCCAAAUGUAUCCUUGACAGAAAAGGGCCUUGUCGCUGUUUCUUCGGGUUGUCCUAAGCUACAGUCGGUUUUGUACUUUUGCCGUCAAAUGUCUAAUGCAGCUUUAGUCACCAUUGCUCAGAACUGUCCGAACUUCACUCGUUUUCGUCUCUGUCUUCUUGAUCCAAAAAUAGCCGACUACCGGACCCUUCAGCCACUUGAUGUAGGUUUUGGAGCCAUUGUUGAGCACUGCAAGGAUCUGAGACGCCUUUCCCUCUCUGGUCUCCUCACAGAUUGUGUGUUUGAAUAUAUCGGGAUGCAUGCGAAAAAGCUAGAGAUGCUGUCUGUUGCUUUUGCAGGAGAAAGCGAUUUGGCACUUCAUCAUGUGCUUUCUGGGUGUGAAAGUCUCCGGAAACUGGAGAUUAUGAACUGCCCCUUCGGGGACAAGGCUCUAUUAGCGAACGCUGCAAAGCUGGAGACAAUGCGAUCCCUUUGGAUGUCUUCUUGCUCUGUGAGUCUCGGAGCAUGUAAGAUGCUAGGUCAAAAGAUGCCCAGGUUGAAUAUCGAAGUUAUGGACGAGAAGGGACCUCCAGAUUCAAGAGCGGAAAGUGACCCGGUCGAUAAGCUCUAUAUAUAUAGAUCUGUUGCCGGGCCGAGGUUCGAUAUGCCUCCAUUUGUUUGGACGAUGGACGAAGAUUUUGCAUCAGAGCUCUCUUGAGAAUUAGGCAACAUGUUAGAAAAAACUCUUUUAAUCUCAAGAAUCAAUAUAUCAGGUACAUGCUCCUUUAUGUUACUCAUUAUUCCCUUGGCUUAAUCUAAUUGCAGACCUUAUUGAAGGGUGUAAAAUGGUUUUGAGCUCCAUCGCCGUUCGUUUUAGUAGUGGCUGGCGGAGCCAUCGGAAACACAAGGAUCGAUAAAGAGAUGGAAACUCCAGUUGUGGAUUAAUCAAGAGUUUUUAUUUUAUUUUAUUUGUUUCCCCAUAGUUACCAUGCAUAAUGUUGGAUGUUUAUGUCAUUUGUAUUAUCCUUUUGGGGUUGUAAAUCUUAAUUAUUAUCUUUUCUCUCAA